Nakaseomyces glabratus is the source of this 843-nucleotide messenger RNA. It is a transcript of the gene FMP45, whose product is annotated as Fmp45p. Gene Ontology annotation, biological process: septin cytoskeleton organization; cortical actin cytoskeleton organization; fungal-type cell wall organization. The record is from RefSeq and is a predicted model, not a curated record. Lineage: Eukaryota; Fungi; Ascomycota; Saccharomycetes; Saccharomycetales; Saccharomycetaceae. Gene Ontology annotation, cellular component: plasma membrane; membrane raft; cell cortex.
AUGCAAUACAAAAGAUUUGUAAACGCUAUUGUGUGUUUGUUUAUAGUAGGUGCAGGUCUACUAUCUUUCUUCCUAAUCCUGUCAGGUGCCCGUGAUUCUGGUACUUUGAAGAAUUUUUACUGGUUCGAAGCUGACACCAGUGGUUUUAAUGAUGCCCCAGAUGUCACAAGAUGGUACAACUACAUGUACUGUGGUUAUGCAGACCAUGAGACUUACGACUGUUCCGACAAAGGUGCCGACAAACCAUUUUCUCCAAAGGAUAACUUCGGUGAAUCCCCCAACAUGCCAAGAACUUUCAUUGACCACAGAAAGACAUACUACUACUUGUCUAAGGUCGGCUGGGCUAUGUUGUUGAUAUCCCUUUUCUUCACCGUGUUGGCUAUUGUCCCAAUAUUCCUAAGUAUCUUCAAGUUGGCUAGACCAUUGAGCAUCACAACUUGUGUGUUGUGCUGGCUGUCAUGGUUCUUCAUUACAUUGGCUGCUUGUUUGUACACUGGUUGUUAUGCCAAAGCUAAGAAUGCAUUCCACCACGACGACAGACAUGCAAAGAUGGGUGCUAAGAACUUUGCUUUCCUAUGGACUACUGUUUUCCUAAUGGGUGUAUCUUCUAUUUGGACUAUGAUCGAUGCUAUUACUAGAAGAAAGGAGAAGUAUAACAAGUACAGAACUACUGACGUCUAUUCUGACACCGAAGUGGUCGGUGCUGUACCACCUGUUGAAAGCCAACCAUCUUCUGGCCGUACCUUUUUCAGAAAGCUAAGAACUAAGAAACACGAAACUCCAGCUGGUGUGAUGGCGGAAGAGGAAUCCCAUGAAAAGGUGGUUGAAGGUGUCCAAACUUAG